Molecule: messenger RNA, 4696 nt
Organism: Homarus americanus (American lobster)
Lineage: Eukaryota; Metazoa; Arthropoda; Malacostraca; Decapoda; Nephropidae
Product: heterogeneous nuclear ribonucleoprotein K-like
Biological process (GO): regulation of mRNA splicing, via spliceosome; regulation of transcription by RNA polymerase II
Cellular component (GO): nucleus; cytoplasm
Molecular function (GO): mRNA binding
Source: RefSeq, a predicted model, not a curated record
UGGUCGCUGCCGUAUAUGAGUGACCACUCGUUGAAGAACAGCGUGGUGGUGGAGUGCGGUGGUGGUGGAGGACCUGGCUGGUGCAUCACUAAGAGCGUCACCACCAUGUACGGCAGCUACACCUCCGGCGGCGCCACCUCCACCCAGGUAUACGGCGCCCAGUACUCAGGAGGGCCCGCAGCGCUCCCCUCCCCUGCCGUUGAGCCGCUAGUAUUCAGUGUGCCGCCUCCCCCGACCUACCCGCCGCCCCACGACCCCUGCACCGCCUGCACGGCCUGCACCUCAUGUGGGCGGAACAGCACGGCCACACAUCACUAUCACCACCCUACGCCCACCAUCACGCCCGUCUCCGUAUCACCCACGAGCCAGUCCGAGGAGGAUCGCACCCUGGCGUUACAGCUACGAGCAGCGGCUAUCUUCAACAAGACGGACGUGAUGGUGCCUGGUGGAGCCCUCACGGUGCCGCCCCCUGCCCUCAACCUCCCACCCCCGCCCACAACUACCUUCCCUUACCCUCCACCCAUACACCCCGUCCAGCCCACCCUCCCUGCCUCCCACCUCUACGACACCAACAGCGCCCCCGCCCAUUACUGCACCUGCGACGCCUCCCCCACCAGUAACUGCUCGAGCUCGUCCUCGCCGCUCCCCUCGUGUCCCUUCCAUUCCCUGGCCCUCACCUCCUCCUCCUGCAACACCGCAGCAGCAUUCCUCCCCCUUUCUGGCAUGGUGACCCUCUCCAACACCGCCUCCACCACCACCACCAGCACCACCGCUUACCUACACUCUCCGUCUCCCUCAGGGAUGAAGCGGAUGUCGGAGAUGGAAGGAGAGACGCCACUGAAACGCCCUCGCCCCGCCGGUGACACAGAGCUUCGUCUUCUCAUCCAGAGCAAGGCGGCAGGCUCGGUGAUCGGCAAGGGAGGCCAGAACAUAUCCCGUUUACGCAGUGAGAAUCCAGCCAGUAUUACCGUGCCCGAUUGCCCAGGCCCCGAACGAGUGCUGACCAUCGGCGGGUCGGAGGAUGUGGUGCUGAAGGUCUUGAAUGAGGUCCUGGAAUGCCUUGAUGAGGCGCUGCAGAAGGGGACAGAGUCGGACGCCCGUAUCCUGGUCCACCAGAGCCAGGCAGGAUGCGUCAUCGGCAAGGCUGGCAGCAAGAUCAAGGAACUGCGUGAGGAAUGUGGUGGUCAGAUCAAAGUAUACACCAACUGCUGCCCCCAGUCAACGGACCGCGUCAUCCAGAUCACUGGCGACCGUGACCGCGCCGUCCUCACCAUCACCCGGAUAAUCGAACUCAUUAAAGAUAGUCCCAUCAAGGGUAUGAAUAACCCCUACAACCCACACAACUUUGAUGAGUUCUUUGCCAAUGAGUAUGGUGGUUGGGGUGAGUCACCAAAGGGCAGGUUCCCUGGUGGCCCCAUGGGACGCGGACCUCCCCACAUGGGCCCUGGUGGACCAAUGGGUCGAGGACCAAUGGGUCCACCAGGUGGACCACCAGGCGGACCACCUGGACCCCCUCCAUUUGGAAGGCGUGGACCUAUGGCCCCCACGAGUCCACCACCACCCAUGCGAGGCCCACCCAAUGGUGACUUUGAUGGGAUGAUGAAUAAAGGAGGUAAACCAUUUAUGAAUGGGAGUGACCCACACAAUGGAGAUCUACCCACAACCUCAACUCAGGUCAGUACUGUCAAGGAUGCAGCAGGUGCCAUUAUUGGGAAGGGUGGAGCAAGGAUCCGCAAGAUUCGGUCCGAUUCUGGAGCUUCCAUUUCUAUUGAGGACUCACGGCCAGGUGCCACCGACCGUGUCAUCACUAUCAAUGGAAGUGAACCUCAGAUCAAGCAUGCCCAGUAUUUGCUCCAGCAGAGUGUGCGCGAGUAUGGAGGACAGCACGACUACAGGCCAGACUUUGAUCAUGAUCAGACUAGCGUGCGCGAGUACGGAGGUCAAACGGGCCGCAGAUAUUGAGCACCAGCAACAAGUCCAGCCAUCAUCAGAUUCUCAAGUUGAUGAAGCAGACACAACACUACCACACAUGCAACAAGGCUAAAAUUGUAGACUUUAAGGACUAAUUUGGAAGAGAAGUUGUUACACAAGUGAUGUAGAAUGUAUAUUGUAGGAUUAAGGAGCCUCUCGUAAUAAUGAUGCUCAUGACGUAGAACUUUAGCUGAUUGCCGCUAAAGUGUUGGGCUUGUCGUCGUCGUACGCUGCCGAGCUGGACCGGAAGUUAAAUGUCAUCUGUUAUAGAAGUACUACAUCUCUUGUAAAUGCUAAUUAAUGUUUUUGAUGGGGAUUAUAAACAAUGCUCGGGAGUAUUCCUUGUAGCACAAAGGGAGUCUGCAUUGAUAGGGCAUACAUGUUUCAGUGAUGGCAUGGGUCAGCAAACCUGUUAAAGAGCACUGUUGGUGGAAUGACCUCACAGGUGACGACUAGGAUUCCAUCCAAUAUUUUGAAGUAACUGUUAAUCAAAAGCAUAACCUGUAUAGUUUUUUACUUCAAGCCAGAGUGUUUCAGUUGAUGAUCAUACCAGACUUGCAUACUUUGAUUUCCUUCUGCUUAAAAUCACCACCUAAUAUGAUAGUAGAUUCUCCACUUUAAACUUGCCAUUUGGAAAGAAAUGAUAUCUAUGGAAGGGGAAAUUCGUCAAUAUUUAGACUUCGUCUUGGAAGCCUAACGUCCACUAAUUAACUAUGAAUAUUCAGGUAUUUGACUAAAUAAACUAGCUCCAAAGUAAUCACUGAUGUAUUUUUGUACAAUUUUAUUGUCAUAAUAUUUGUUUCAUGUUAUUCUACAUAUGGAUUACUAAUAAAUGUUGUCAUCUCACCCCCAAGUACUACUUCUACUAUAAUAAUUUCUUAGAUCCUUCUAUUGCUCCUCUUAAGAUGUCCCACUUAAUGUAGGACAAACCAUCUACCUUAACUAUAAAGAACUAUCCACAAGAUUUAGCCUCCUAGAUCAGCUUUUCCAGUUUCAACAGCCUCUAGCAGUCCAAUCUCUCUCUCACACACUCUCUUUCUCUCUCUGUCAAAAAGCUUCUUUCUAUGAGGGUUGUAGUCAUAUUUCCUGCCUUAACUCCUGUGCUAAGACCCUGACUGUUUCGGUGUUGUACUCUUUCACGUAGAGGCUAUUCUGCCCUUUGCUUAGCUCUGUUUUUCUCUGUGGGACGUACUUGAGAUGUUUACUUAGCCGAGUUUGGUUUGAGGAAGGUCCCUAACAUGAUUUUUUUUCCUUUGUAUUAGCCAUGUAGUAGAGAUUGUAUUUUAUCCUUUGUCAUGUAAACCACUUGUCAUGUAGAGAAAAUUUAGGAAUAUUUUAAGAGGAGAGGUUGUAUGCACUGGUCCUAGGAUGUAUUUAGUGAAAGGCAUUGCUGAGAUCAAUCACAGUUAAGUUAACAUCUAAGUUACUUCCCUGUAUGUUUGUAUGUCUGUACCUGAUAAUUGAAGCCAUUGUCCGUGUACAAAGGUAUCGUUGUCACCACUAAAAGAAAGACAAAGGACACUCGCCAGAACUUUCUGUAACCCGAAGAGCCCCCCCCCCCCACACACACAUCUGGGAUUAACAGUGCCCUUUUCCCACACUUUUCACGUCUUGUUUACCUUCUUGACAUUGUACUUUGUCAAGAAAAAGAAAUGCUCCUAAUGAAUAGAAAUUGAUUGCCAAAAUCUGCUUGGAAAUAGUUUGUAUUUGUGUUCUGCUUUGGUUUGAAUCAACUUAGGUUUACAAACCUAUGAUAAACGUUCAUAAAGUGUGAUUUGGCUACUUGUGUUUUGAGAAAGAGUUUAUUGCAGUCAUCCCUGCUUUUGUAGGUCAAGUAGACAUUCCAUGCAGCCCAGUUUUGUUAUAAAUGGCCAUUAUUUUUCUUAUUGAAUCUGCCAAAGCCUGCCACUCAAUGCAAGAGAGAUGUUGGGUAACAUAUGGUGGGUCUUUUGUUUGUGAGGCCCAAACAGGAUUUUUUGUUAAAAGUUUUAUACAGUACUAUGAUUUGUAAUAAUGAAUUAUUUUCUUAUUCCCGCCAUGUAGUACCUCUUGGCAGUGCUCCAGUGGGAAUUAAUUGGGUUUCACUUUCAUUUUGUGCAGUUUGGAGCAAGCUUUUCCCUAUAACGUAAGAAAGAGCCUUAACUCAACUCUUAUAGGAACUAGGUACUCAGUCCCCAUUGCCUGCAUACAUUAGUAUUUGAAGUUAUUACCUCGUAUAGAGUUUAUGUCCAGUGGUAUCUAGAACUUCUAACAAGAAACACUAUUUGCUCCUCAGGGGAUCACAUUUAACUAUGCAUCAACUGGCCCAAGAGGAAAUAACUCAUGUGGAAGGCCAUUUAUAUGCACUAGACCACUACAAACAUGAGUUGUCACCUUCCUAGUGAACUUUGAUGACAUCUAUACACACAUAGUUCUUCCGUUGUAGUGAAACUUUUAUGCAAAGACAAGAAGUCUUUUCAUUACUUUUGAUUUCACAUGUCCAGAAAAUGGCUAUGAUGGUAUGGAACAUUAAAUCUGGUAGUCUAAGAUGUGCCUACGGUCCCCUGAAUAGCAAGUAUUGUCCUGCAAUUUGACUGGAUGUUCACAUAUAAGAGAUUUGAUUUAUACAUAAGGACCAGACACUGUUACUUGUGUCCAUAGUUUAAAACUCUUGAAGCCAUCCAUUUUGUAAUGUGAUUAAUGUAUUUUGCAUUCAUAUAAAGGAAUAAAUACCAGAAGAAAUUAA